Mirounga angustirostris (Northern elephant seal) is the source of this 2595-nucleotide messenger RNA. It is a transcript of the gene PCDH8, whose product is annotated as protocadherin 8. Gene Ontology annotation, cellular component: plasma membrane. Gene Ontology annotation, biological process: homophilic cell-cell adhesion. NCBI's taxonomy places the organism in Eukaryota, Metazoa, Chordata, Mammalia, Carnivora, Phocidae. The record is from RefSeq and is a predicted model, not a curated record. Gene Ontology annotation, molecular function: calcium ion binding.
GGCAAAAGAUGCAUAUAAGCGUUGGUUUAAAAAUGGCAGAGAAGAGUAAUUGUAUCUCUCUCUGAGGAAUAUGUAAAUGUGUUUAGGAAGGGACACAGAGGCUGCAGAUUCCCUGCUCCUACCAUCCAAGUGGAAAACAAGCACAGUGGAAAAGCAAGGGGGGACGCAUUCUUAUAAGAUCUAUAGGGAUCUUAAUGACCCCCUGCACUGCUCUGGCUCUUGUUCAUCUCUCCAGGGUCUUCCGUGAACUUUUUAGGGGAACAACGUGACCCAAGACCCAGAGACUCUGCAGACUGGCCCAGAUGGAUGCUUAUUUGCACAUUUUUCUCUAUGUAACCUCUUCGAUAGGGUUCAGAAGAAGCAAGCUUAGGCCUGGAGCACAGAAAAGCCAUCACACAGCAGAGAGGGUUUAGUGAUCAGAUGUAUUUAGAGGGCAAGUGUCUCCUGAUUGCCUACUCAGGAGAGCAUGAGAGGCUGGAAGUCUGGGCGCAGAGCCUCUGAUUGGCUUUUUUCUCUUUGAGGAACAAAGAUGUCUUGCUGGAGGCUCAGAUUUCCCGCUGACACGUUAUGCUGGGCCAGACUGGAAUUCUUGCAAGUUCUGUGGCUGCAGCUGGUGUCAGGGUUUUGCACCCAAACUGUCAAUUUCCACACCUAUGAGAGGAAGCCCACGGCACCGAUAUCGGUGUUCUGUCUGGCCGUGUCCUGUGUGAUUACCAGUUCGAGGUACCACGCCAGUUCUGCCUGAUGAAGUUCAAUAGCUCACUGUUCGGGGUGUGCAAGGGCGACGGGCAGCUGACUGUUAGGGACGCGGGCUUGGACCACGAGUAGCUGCACGGCCAGGCACCACAGUGUGUGCUGGUCUUCGACGUGGUCAGCUUCUCGCAGGAGCAGUUCCGGCUGGUGCACGUAGAGGUGGAGGUGAGGGACAUCAACGACCAUGCGCCGCGCUUCCCACGGGCCCAGAUCCCCGUGGAGGUGUCCGAGGGCGCAGCCGUGGGCACGCGCAUCCCCUUGGAGGUGCCUGUGGACGAGGACGUGGGGGCCAACGGGCUGCAGAGCGUGCGCCUGGCCGAGCCUCACAGCCCCUUCCGCGUGGAACUGCAGACGCGCGCGGACGGCGCCCAGUGCGCGGACCUGGUGCUGCUACAGGAGCUGGACCGCGAGAGCCAGGCCGCCUACAGCCUGGAGCUGGUGGCCCAGGACGGCGGCCGUCCGCCGCGCUCCGCCACGGCCGCCCUCAGCGUGCGAGUGCUGGACGCCAACGACCACAGCCCGGCCUUCCCGCAGGGCGCCGUGGCCGAAGUGGAGCUGGCGGAGGACGCUCCCGUGGGCUCGCUGCUGCUCGACCUGGACGCGGCCGACCCCGACGAGGGCCCCAACGGCGACGUGGUGUUCGCCUUCGGGGCCCGCACCCCGCCCGAGGCGCGCCGCCUCUUCCGCCUGGACCCGCGCUCGGGCCGCCUCACCCUGGCAGGACCGGUGGACUACGAGCGCCAGGACACCUAUGAGCUGGACGUGCGGGCCCAGGACCGCGGUCCAGGGCCCCGGGCCUCCACCUGCAAGGUCAUCGUGCGCAUCCGCGACGUCAAUGACAACGCUCCGGACAUCACCAUCACCCCGCUGGCCGCCCCGGGCGCACCUGCCGCCUCUCCCUUCGCCGCCGCAGCCGCCGCCGCCGCUCUCGGGGGUGCGGACGCGACCUCGCCGACCGGGCCCGGGACACCUGAGGCCGGCGCCGUGUCUCUGGUGCCAGAGGGGGCGGCGCGCGAGAGCCUGGUGGCGCUGGUCAGCACCUCGGACAGAGACUCGGGCGCCAACGGGCAGGUGCGCUGCGCCCUCUACGGGCACGAGCACUUCCGGCUGCAGCCGGCCUACGCGGGCAGCUACCUGGUGGUGACCGCGGCGUCGCUGGACCGCGAGCGCAUCGCCGAGUACAACCUGACGCUGGUGGCCGAGGACCGCGGCGCGCCCCCGCCGCGCGUGAGUGACGAGAACGACAACGCGCCAGUCUUCGCACGGCGGAUCUACGAGGUGUCCGUGCGUGAGAACAACCCGCCCGGCGCCUACUUGGCCACGGUGGCCGCCCGGGACCCCGACCCGGGCCGCAACGGCCAGGUCACCUGCCGGCUGCUGGAGGCUGAAGUGGGUCGCGCCUACGUCUCGGUGGACCCCACCACUGGGGAGCUGAGCGCACGACGGUGCUUUGACGGCGGUGAACUGGCCGAGCUGCCGCUGGGGCCGGAAGCACUCGAUGGCGGCUCUCCGUCGCCCGGGCGCCGGGACGUGGUGUGGCAGCAUGUGGAGGACCAGAACGACCACGCACCUCGGCUGGUCAUACUGCCACUUUUCAGUGGCUCAGCCCAGCUGCCUCUGCCCAGGGCGCGCCCUGGGCUGCAUGGUGAUCCGACUGCGGACGAAGGCCCCAACGCCGAGCUAACUUACACACUUCUCCGCAGCGACUUCGCCGACGGGAUUCAGGCUAGUUCCCUCCAUUCCCCAUCCCUGUGUGGAGAGGAUAAAUCUGCGAGUUCAAGGACACAUUCAAAUCCAGAUGAAUUUAGUGUGAAGAUAACAGAAGAGGAGAGAGUGAAUUGA